AUGAACGAUAACAUCAUCUCAUUGCCAACAAGAUCAAAAAUUUUUUGUUCUCAUGCUUCUGGACAAAUAUGGUCGCUUGACGAUAACCAAAUUGAAAGAGUGCCGUAUCUAUCUGCUCUAAUAUCAUCAGCAGGGUGUUUUCAAUCUAUUCGCGAUGAGAAUGGUUAUUAUAAAUUAGAUCCUUGGAUUCAGUCAACCUAUUUCUCCUUUAUUGUCGACUCAAUUUCUUUCCAUUCAAUACGACAGUUAUUCACACAUUUACCAAAGCAGUAUGAUGUUAUAGCAAUCGUUGCACUUUGCGAUUUUCUUGGUAUUGCACCUCAUCCAAACCCAACAUUUGAAGAAAUUGACUCAGCUUUUUUCUCAAGUUUAACAUACAAACCUUCAAUCAAUGAUUAUGUUCAAAUUAUUCGACCUGUGGAAAUGCAAGAUAUGGCUGUUCGAUUUGCUUUUGCGUUAGUUAAAGAAGAAUAUGAUUUCGCUCGGCGUGAUGUUAUGGAUCAAAUCUAUUGGUUUAUAAUGUUCAUCGAAAGUGCAUACGAAUUAUUUGGACCCCGUCUUCGUCAUCAUAUUUAUCGUAUUGCUGAACAUUGUUUCGCUCUUUUUAGUCGAGAUCUUUUGGAGCCACUUGGAAGGCUUAUUCAGCCUGCUGAUAAAGGAAUGAUUACUGUUUUAACGUCAAUCGAUGUUGAUCUUUGUUGCUAUGAAAAGGAUGAGCAAAUACCUUCCAUAAAUAUAUAUAGGGAACAUCCACUGUUCCUAGGACAGGUAGAGUUCCUAUGCGACUCUUCUUCAUUUUUCUAUCAACAAUUCUACCCAUGGCCUUGA
Adineta ricciae is the source of this 828-nucleotide messenger RNA. The record is from the annotation of a GenBank genome assembly. NCBI's taxonomy places the organism in Eukaryota, Metazoa, Rotifera, Eurotatoria, Adinetida, Adinetidae.